Necator americanus (New World hookworm) is the source of this 537-nucleotide messenger RNA. RefSeq lists its product as uncharacterized. The record is from RefSeq and is a predicted model, not a curated record. NCBI's taxonomy places the organism in Eukaryota, Metazoa, Nematoda, Chromadorea, Rhabditida, Ancylostomatidae. The transcript has 3 exons. Bases 1 to 537 code for a protein of 178 amino acids.
AUGCUGGGCUCCGCACGUCCAGAGCAGACGAACAAUCUAAGAGAUGGACUCCCUGUUUCUGCUGAGCCAGGACUGACUCAUGACAUCCUUGUAUCCCGUACGUCGGUCCGGCCAAAAGCCUCCAAUCAAGUGACUGGGAGGUGCAAGGGAGGCGGUUUGGAGUCGCCUCCAGCAAAUAAGUUCGACAUGGAAGUUCUCCCAAAAACUCAUGGGACUACAGGCUUGCAACCUACCCAUGGGUUUAAAAAUGACGCAUGUCACAGUGAUAGAAAAGAGUCUCCUGAUUCCGGAGCAAAGCUUGGCACGAAGAUCAAGUACGACGUCAUCGGACUGAUCGAGACGAGACGACGUCACCCUCUCAACGCCGUAUAUGAAACUGGAGAAGAAGUGUUCUUAGGAACAUGCGACAGUAGAGGUGUUGGUGGAGUUGGCGUCCUCGUCAACAUGAGAACGGCAAAGAACAUCGACUCUUUCGAACAACUCACGACCCGAAUCAGACGUCUGGGGGUGAGAAGAUGUGGUCCAACACCGCUUUGA